UCAUUCGGUCCUGCAGCGAAGCGAGACAGCGUUUUCUCUUUGCAGAAAAAGCAGCAAAUAAUCUCGCAUUUUAAGCCUGCUUUCCCUCUGCUGCCUCCUUCUGUGCAGAUCAUCUUUUGCACUCACAACAACCAAGAACCAAGAACCAUGGCUCAGCAACAGCAGAUUAGCCUCCCUGCCAAACUGAUAAAUGGAGGGAUUGCAGGCAUAGUCGGAGUCACCUGUGUGUUUCCAAUCGACCUGGCCAAGACCCGCCUACAGAACCAGUGCAGCGGGCAGCAACUCUACAAGAACAUGAUGGAUUGCCUAAUAAAGACAGUAAAAUCAGAAGGCUACUUUGGCAUGUACAGAGGCGCAGCAGUAAAUCUCACCCUGGUAACUCCCGAGAAGGCCAUCAAACUGGCUGCUAAUGACUUCUUCCGCCAUCGGUUGAGCAAAGAUGGCGGCAGGUUGACAUUAUUUAAGGAGAUGUUGGCAGGAUGCUGUGCAGGAAUGUGCCAGGUCAUUAUCACCACACCUAUGGAGAUGCUCAAGAUCCAGUUGCAGGAUGCUGGCAGGCUAGCGGCCCAGCAGAGGAUGGCGCCUAGUGUAGUAACGACUCUGAAGAUGGGGGGGACCAGCGCUGUUCUGAGCCGUUCCUACAACUCCAGCCCUGCGCCUCAAGUCACGCGAGUGUCCGCCACACAAAUCACCAGAGAGCUGCUGCGCACCAAAGGAGUGACGGGACUGUACAGGGGACUCGGCGCCACAUUGAUGAGGGACAUCCCGUUCUCUGUUCUGUAUUUCCCUCUUUUUGCACAUCUGCACCAGCUGGGCCAGCGUUCAUCUGAAGACCCAUCAGUGCCCUUUUAUUGGUCCUUCAUGUCUGGCUGCCUGGCUGCAUCCAUUGCUGCUGUGGCUGUCAGCCCUUGUGACGUGGUGAAGACGAGGCUACAAUCACUCAAUAAAGGAGCUAACGAGGAAACCUACAAUGGAGUGGCGGACUGCGUCAGGAAGAUCCUGAGAAAGGAGGGUCCUGGCGCAUUCCUUAAGGGUGCCGGUUGCCGGGCCCUAGUUAUUGCCCCACUCUUUGGCAUCGUACAGGUUGUGUACUUUGUAGGGGUUGGAGACUUCCUGCUUGGGUACACACCCUACAAUAUCUACUCUGCAUAAACCAGUUAUUUACUCUGUCUGACCCUUUUUAAAUUACAGGCAGCUAUGCACUGGGCAUCGCCCCGGACCGAGUUCUCUACUGUGUACCUUCGUUAGUGUUGGAGGAUAAAAACGCUAACGGGACCAGAGAGAUGCCAUUCUAUUUCAAAAUAGUUCACAUUAUGGCUUUAAGCACAACUUGGUCUAGUUUACGAGAUUGCAACUUGUAUUUCCAUAUGUUGUUUUUUCUGUGUUUUUUUCUUCCUUUUGAACAACCUGGUUUGUAAAACUGAUUGUUUAAAAGGUCACAGCUUAAGACUGAAGGAACAUCUGGACUUCCUGUAUGCCAUACAGGAAUCCUGUGUUGAAUUACUUUCCGUUGCAAGGAGGGAUUUCCUGUAUUAUUGAAUUGUUUUCCCAUUAUCUUUAUCUACACUGCUUCAUAAUUGGUCACUAAACUGAAACUAUGCGUAGGUGCUUUCUGGUGUUUGUCUUUCAGGACAAUGUUGUUGAGGUGUUUGGGUUUUUUGAGGGACAACGUGGCAGCCGACAAAACUCUUCAUGUUACAAGCAGACUUGAAGUUUGCAACUAAAUAAGGCCUUCUGCAGUUAGCUUUGGAGACCUGCUGUUUGGAGAGAAGUAAAUUGUGUUUAGUCUCGCCAGACCUUCCGCUGUGCUCUGGCUCCACACAUUAAUAUUCUUAACUCGGGGGGGGACACACACACAAUCUGGUUUGUGUUUCAAACAAAUCACGGUUGUCUUGGUCAACACUAAGCACAGAAUGCAGCGAUGGAUAGACAAGAACAUGCUGGCUGAAAUGAUUGACUGGUACCCACAAUCUACUUCGGAGUCAGACUAGAUGUUGCUAAACUCGUCUAAUGAGGGCCAGGCCUUUAUUAAUGUGAUUUGAUAUGCUUUUGGGACCAAGUCUUUUGGAAAAGGUGUCUCAUGACUUAUAAAUAGCCACUCGUUGAUAGUGGUGGUUCGUGACUGGUCCGGUUCGCUUGUCUGUUGGAGAUACAGCAGCCCACACAAGUGUAUCAUGUAUUAAGCAGCAGAACGCAGAGCAAUUUUGGGCAGCACCCUCUAAAAGAAAAUGUCAUGUGUCAAACAGUUUUAUGUAAAUAUGUAUCCUGUAUGUUUUCAUUUCUCAAACUUUGCCAAAUUAGACACAAAUUAAGAGCGGAUUUUAAAAUGUCAACAUGUUCAAAAGUGUUUUAACCAGUUUAGAGGAACAUUUAUUAUAUUUUAAGUUCAUUGUGAUGAACUUAAUUAAUUGACUUGCAAAUGUAAAUACAUUUCUGAUGAAUAAAUAUUUAUGAAUACAGUG
Messenger RNA from Pseudoliparis swirei, 2462 nucleotides. RefSeq names its product mitochondrial glutamate carrier 1-like. The coding region runs from base 148 to 1152 and encodes 334 amino acids. Gene Ontology annotation, biological process: aspartate transmembrane transport; malate-aspartate shuttle; L-glutamate transmembrane transport. The transcript has 10 exons. Gene Ontology annotation, molecular function: L-aspartate transmembrane transporter activity; L-glutamate transmembrane transporter activity. The record is from RefSeq and is a predicted model, not a curated record. Lineage: Eukaryota; Metazoa; Chordata; Actinopteri; Perciformes; Liparidae.